AUGCGGCUGCUAUGCUGGUGUAUGCCGUGGCUGGUGUAUGCCUGGUGGUCGGCCCCCUCUGGCAGUAAGCGACUCCAGGCCAGGGCCUACCGGCGGCUCGUCGGCAACGUCGGUUUGGCCGCGCGCGCGGACGGCAUCUUCGACGGCCUGCCGAAGCGGCCAACAACGUUGGCGGCCGUGGAGAAGUUCGCGAAGGCGACCGUCGGCGAGCCGUCGGAGUUCGACUGCGACGUCGUCGUCGUCGGCGGCGGCUGCGCGGGCCUCGCCGCGGCGCGGUUCCUCAUGGCCAAGGGCUGGUCCUGCGUCGUCGUCGAGGCGUCGGACCGGCUCGGCGGGCGCGUGCGCGAGGCGGCGGUGCGCUGCGGCGAGGACGAGGUGCGCGUCGCCGCGGGCGCCGAGUUCGUGCACGGCGGCGACGGGAACUUCCUGCUGCCGCUCCUCAAGGACGCGGGCGUCGCAUUGGAGGAGGCGAGCUGGCCCGACAGCUACUGGCUCGGCGGGGCCGGCGCGCUCGUCGCCGCGGCCGCCGCGGACCGGCGGCCCGGCCUCAAAAAGGUCCACGGCGCGUUCGAGGACGUCGUCGCGGCGCACGCGCCCGGCGAGUCGCUCCUCCAGUACUGGGUGCGGGCCGGCGUCGGGAGCGCCGAUCUGGGUUUGGCCGAGGCCGUCUACGCGAACGACUACGGCGGCGCCGCGUCGGGCCUCGGCGCGGCCGAGGUCGCGUGGGAGCAGCGGCACUGGACGCACGGCGAGGCCUACCUGCUGCUGGAGACGGGGGCGACGCUGUCGCGGGCCGUCGGCGAGCUCGCGACGGGCGUCGACGCAAAGCUCGGCUGGGCCGUCGCGUCCGUGUACCGCGACGACCGGGGCGUGACCGCGCGGCGGACGGACGGCGUCAUGCUCCGCGCGCGCGCGUGCGUCGUCGCGGCGCCCGUCGCGGCGCUCCGCCCGCGGGGCGGCGACCCGGGCGUGGCCUUCGUGCCGCCCCUGCCGCCGGACCUGGCCCGCGCCAUCGACGCGUUGCCCGUCGCGAACGCCGUAAAAGCCGUCGUCGUGCUGGACCGGGCCGUCUGGGCCGACGAAAAUUGGUGGAACUGCGUCUGCGGCGACGCGCUCUACCCCGAGUUCUGGCGCUCCGGCGGGCCCCGGGGCCCCCGGGGCCUCUACGUGCUCGUGGGCUUCGCGACGGGCGACCGCGCGGACGACGUCGCCGCGCUCGGCGAGGCCGAGGCGACGCGCCGGUUCCUGCGCCAGCUCGACGACGUCUUCGGCGCGGCGGACGACCCGCACCCGGCGACGAACGCCUGCGUCGGGUCCGCGCUCUUCGACUGGGCCUCGGAGGCGCACGCGCGCGGCGGCUACACGUACCCGUCGCCGGGGUGUUUGCCGCUCCGCGCGCCGUUCCGCGAGCCCGUCGACGGGCGCCUCUUCUUCGCCGGCGAGCACGCCACGGAGGGCAUCAACCCCUGCGUCCAGGGCGCCGUCGACAGCGGCUUCCGCGCGGGCAAGCUCGCGCACGCGUCGCUCCGCGGCGGCGCGCCGGCGGCCGCGGCCGCGGCGGCCGCCGCGCGGCCGCGGCCCGCGCGCGCGACGCGCCGGGUGCGCGGGCCCCGCGUCAAGUGCGACCUCAACGGCUGGCGCGAGGAGGCGCCGCGGAAGCCCCGCAACGGCUUCGACGCGGCCGUGACGGCGCUGCCCCAGUUCGACGUCGCCAUCGGCGACUCGACGCCGCUCCGCCACUCGAAAACGUCCGCGAAAUUCCCCUGGAACGCCGACGGCGCGGGGUCGCCGAGCCCCCGCGCGCCGGGCACGACGGCCUGGGGGCCCCACGUCGACCACCCCCGCGAGCGCGAGACCAUGGCGCCGGGCCGGUCGCCGCCGCGGCCGCCCUGGCACGAGGCCACGCCCGUGAGCCCGGGCCUCCGCCUCCCGCGCGGCCUCGCCGAGGACGACCUCCCCGCGUUCUACCACUAA
This is a messenger RNA of Aureococcus anophagefferens, 1974 nucleotides long. RefSeq lists its product as hypothetical. The transcript is spliced from 2 exons. NCBI's taxonomy places the organism in Eukaryota, Pelagophyceae, Pelagomonadales, Pelagomonadaceae. Gene Ontology annotation, molecular function: oxidoreductase activity. The record is from RefSeq and is a predicted model, not a curated record. The coding region runs from base 1 to 1974 and encodes 657 amino acids.